ACCUUCCAAGCCAGUAGGUGGCAAUACGUUUGAAUUUUCCCGCAAAAAACAAGGAGACAGAAGAAGAAGAGAUUGUGCGCGGAAACACGGAGCUGCAACGUUUUCAAUACUUCGAAACCUACAGGAAUUUUAAAAAUAAACCAAACCUCGAUUACCUCGUUUAGAGUCUUUUAUUAAUAUCUUCUUUAUACGCAUCAGAAUUUCGUGAUGGUUACUUUUAUUAUCCAACUUAUGUCAUAAGAAGUGGCUUCAGGGCCUCCACGAGGUCGUUCCCGCUUUGUUCUGACUGUCAGUUUUUGUAAAUUUAAGUCCAGAAUGUCCGGCUUUAACUUCGGCUCAAGCACCCUCGGCUCCACCGGCACCGGCGGAGGGUUCUCACUGGGAGCCGCGACCAGUGCACCUGCUGCAGGUACGGGUGGAUUUGGAUUUGGAGGGUUUGGCACGCCAACAUCCACACCGGCCGCCACCAGUACCACCUCAAAAAAACCAGCAACUGGAUUCACCUUUAACACACCUGCUGCCUCAGGGGCUGCUGCAUCCACUACAGGCCUUACUUUAGGGAGUCUUACCACCUCUACCGCUGCUUCCACUGGAUUCAGCCUGGGCUUCGGAAAGCCAGCUGCCUCCGCUACACCUUUCUCACUCACAGCCACCACCUCUGCAGCUACAGGCACAGGCCUGACUCUGGGAUCCAUCCUGACCUCCACAGCCCCUCAGACCAGCUCCACUGGCUUCUCCCUCAACUUAGGAGGAGCUGCCACCACUUCCUCCGCUCCUGCCUCAGGCUUUUCCUUUGGUUCCAGUCUCUUUUCCAAUCCCUCCUUGACAGGUUUGGGACAGUCCACUUUAGGUGGACCUCUGAGUCUGGGUGGUUUAGUCUCUACCUCUAUCGCGACCACCUCCGCACCUGCGCCCAGUCUCGGCCUGGGUGGAGUAGACUUCAGUACUUCCUCUGAAAAAAAUACUGACAAGUUAUCCAGCACCAGACCAGAAGACAGUAAAGCCCUCAAAGAUGAAAACCUGCCAGGUCCGAUCUGUCAAGAUGUGGACAACUUUCAGAAGUUUGUCAAGGAACAGAAGCAAGUCCAAGAAGAGAUCAGCAGGAUGUCUUCCAAAGCCAUUCUCAAAGUGCAAGAGGACAUCAAGACACUCAGACAGCUCCUGUCCGUCUGCGCCAGUGGGCUGCAAAGAAAUUCACUCUCCAUAGACAAACUGAAGUUGGAAACUUCUCAGGAAUUGAAGAAUGCUGAUAUCGCACUUCGCACCCAAAAGACCCCUCCUGGACUCCAACAUGAGAACACAUGCAGUUCUACUUGUAAAAACCUUUAUUUCCGGGCUCUGGUGGAGCAAUUUGAGGUGCAGUUACAGCAGUACCGUCAGCAGAUUGAAGAACUGGAGAAUCAUCUGACCACCCAGAGCACCACAUCACCACACAACCCCUCAGAUUUGUCCCAGGCCAUGCAGAAGCUCUACCAGACGUUUGUUGCACUUGCUGCGCAGUUGCAGGGAGUUCAUGAGAAUGUUAAGACUCUCAAACAUCAGUAUCUGGGCUACAGACGAGCCUUCCUCGACGACUCCACUGACAUAUUCGAGUCAAAACGUGUUGCUGGAAAGAAAUGGCAGAGCUCUCCGAACGUCACCACUGGCCCCGCACCCUUUGGCAGUGUUCCCAACGCAGCAGCCGUUGCCAUGGCUGCCACUCUCACUCAGCAGCAGCAGCCGGCUCCAGGACCACAGGCGCCCUUGGGGGCAAGUUUUGGCACUCCCUUUUCCUCGGGUAUUGGCACUAGCAUGGGCUCAUCCAGCCUCGGAGCAUUUAGAAGCGGCCCUGGGUUUGGGGGCGUGGCAACAGGAGGUUUGUCGUUUGGGUUUUCCUCUAGCAAGCCAUCUGGAGGGAGCCUGAGCGCAGGUGUGUUCGUUAGCAACACCUCUGGCUUCAACUUCAGUAACCCCGGCAUCAAUGCAUCAGCUGGAUUGACCUUUGGGGUUUCCAACACACAAACUCCUGGAUUUGGGACAGGAUCAGCCAGAAUGACCAUUGCUGCAUCAAAAAAACCCCCAGAAAAUAAAAAGGGCAAGAGAUAA
Messenger RNA from Cyprinus carpio (common carp), 2085 nucleotides. Its product is annotated as nucleoporin 58. Lineage: Eukaryota; Metazoa; Chordata; Actinopteri; Cypriniformes; Cyprinidae. Gene Ontology annotation, biological process: nucleocytoplasmic transport. The record is from RefSeq and is a predicted model, not a curated record. Gene Ontology annotation, molecular function: structural constituent of nuclear pore. Gene Ontology annotation, cellular component: nuclear pore.